Molecule: messenger RNA, 225 nt
Organism: Blepharisma stoltei
Lineage: Eukaryota; Ciliophora; Heterotrichea; Heterotrichida; Blepharismidae
Source: the annotation of a GenBank genome assembly
AUGUUAAAGUUUUUGUCUCUUCUUCUGCUUCUAUUAAUUCAUGCUGAUGGAAAAAGUACUUCAGAUUCAUCCAAAGACUUAAUAAACUCAAACCUUGACUCUAGCUCAAUCGACGAAGGCCGUAAAAGUAUCUAUCAUCCAGCCCAAGAAAGCACUGCUCGUCAAAAGGAUAACAAUGCUGGAGCGAUUGAAACCAUAAGAGGAGAAACUUCUUCUGAUUUAUAA